UCAACAGAUCAGACAAUUUCAGUACAUUAUCAAGCGUAUACAUACAUUAUUCCAUAUUCUAUGUGUAUGUGGAGAAAAUGAUAAUGAAAGGAUUUACAGUGUCUUCAUUUCUGCUCAUUCAUGCUAUCUUGUUUGUGAUUGGUUCAUUGUUACUACUACAUCGAACCAAUGAGCUCCAUCAAGAGUACGAAUAUGAAACUUCACGAAUGAAUAUUCUUCAGGGGAGAUGCAACUCCGAAGUAUCUGAUGAGCAGAUCAUUGGGGAAUUGAAAAAUGUAUUGGAGGAUAUGACAAAGAGCCGGCCUCAUCGCGCUGCACAUUUUCAAAGUAGAGUAAAGAGACAGCUAUCUAUGCAUGGUAUGGUUGAAGAAAUACUUCGUCUUCAGGAGGCGGUUCUGGAGAAACACUGUCAGCAAAACAGCACCAUUUGUACCAAAGGACACAAAGGAUCACUUGGUGUGAAGGGAUUCAGAGGAAUCACCGGAUCGCGGGGAGAGCUCGGUGACGUUGGCCGGCAAGGCCAAACUGGAACUGAAGGGGUUAAAGGUCAGCCAGGAGGACCAGGUGAAAUCGGGGCCCCUGGAGGUACUGGUACUCAAGGCAUAGAUGGCGUGCGAGGUAGACCGGGAACAAAAGGAGACGGAGGCGAUAUUGGAGCAGCAGGUGUAAAAGGGGAUAUGGGCCUGGUCGGUUUCAAAGGGCAAAACGGGGAAAAGGGUUCACCAGGCGCAGCAGGUGAUGUAGGGACACGGGGGCAAAAUGGUACAGAUGGACCUGUAGGGGGUGCAGGUGCACUAGGACCAAUGGGUCAGAAAGGUGAGCCGGGACCUGCUGGACCCCCCGGGGCAAUCGUCGAUAGGAACUGCACUUGUCAGGUUAAAGGCAUACAUCCCGACACCAGCACCACUAAGGCACCUGCUGUUGGCCCAUCUAUUAACGGAGCUGUCGACCACACACGAAUUCUUGAUCCUGUACAACUGACGUGUUUGACAACGCCUUCCCCUGAUCAGACUAUAACGUGGGAGAAAAUUGGCGUUCCAAUGAGCGCUCGCUACGACGUUACGACUGACCCAAAUAUCCUGUCAAUACCGGAAGUAUAUGCAUACGACACCGGAAGAUACCGUUGCACGGCGACAUCAAAAACGGGAGCAACUAUCCAAGCAACAAUAUCGCUGAAAGUUGACGGUGUGACACAGUAUGACUGUAGCUUUGAAGUCGACACGUGUAAUUGGAAGCAAAGUACAACAGAUGACGUGGACUGGGCUCGUUUUGCUGGUGCGACUCCCUCUACAGGGACUGGUCCAACCACUGACCACACGGUCGGCCACGGAAGCGAGGGUUAUUACCUGUAUCUAGAGACGUCCAGUUAUGUCGCUGGUUACAAGGCUGACCUGGUAUCUCCCACUGUUGACCACACGAAGCGCUACUGCGUCAGUUUCUGGUACAAUAUGAACGGUAUCCAGGUAGCGGAUCUCCACCUUAUUGCUCAGGAAAAUGGCGGCACCGAGGAUUCUUUGUGGACGAUUAGUGGUAACAAGGGUGCCACGUGGCACUCAGCACGUGUACAGCUUGUAACCCGUAGCCAGGACUACAAUCUGAUCAUCAGAGCCAUUCAAGGACGCGGUUACCAUGGAGACAUCGCCAUUGAUGACGUAACCGUUCGGGAAGGAAGUUGCUAACAUAUGUUUCCUGUUUAAUGAUAAACAAUUAUUAAGAAAACAAUCAUUACAAUGUUGUUUU
This is a messenger RNA of Mizuhopecten yessoensis (Yesso scallop), 1740 nucleotides long. RefSeq lists its product as uncharacterized. The transcript has 10 exons. The coding region runs from base 78 to 1679 and encodes 533 amino acids. Gene Ontology annotation, biological process: nervous system development. The record is from RefSeq and is a predicted model, not a curated record. Gene Ontology annotation, cellular component: membrane. Lineage: Eukaryota; Metazoa; Mollusca; Bivalvia; Pectinida; Pectinidae.